Zophobas morio is the source of this 792-nucleotide messenger RNA. RefSeq names its product DEAD box protein 52 homolog. The annotation marks the transcript as partial. The record is from RefSeq and is a predicted model, not a curated record. The transcript has 10 exons. Lineage: Eukaryota; Metazoa; Arthropoda; Insecta; Coleoptera; Tenebrionidae. Gene Ontology annotation, molecular function: ATP binding; nucleic acid binding.
AAAAGCGUUGAAUGGCUCGUGUUAGAUGAAGCAGACAAACUAUUGGAUUUGGGAUUUCUUGAACAGCUUGACGAAAUUCUCUCGAGUUGCAGUAACUCGAAGCUUCAUUGUUCUUUGUUCAGCGCGACCAUUUCAGAAAAAGUACAGGAAUUGGCGCGCACUAUUUUAAGGGAUCCCGUUUCGGUAUUUGUUGGCAAACGGAACACGCCAACAGAAACUAUAAUGCAAGAACUUAAAUAUUGCGGUCGGGAGGACGGAAAAUUAUUGGCCAUUCGUCAGCUUUUUAAUACAGGUCUCGAGCCGCCCGUCCUUAUAUUUGUUCAAAGCGUUGACCGCGCCAAGCAGCUGUUUCACGAGUUGGUCUACGAUAAUAUCAAUGUCGAUGCCAUCCACUCAGAAAGAACUCAAGCGCAGAGGGACUCAGUCAUUCGAAAGUUUCGCUCUGGAGAUAUUUGGGUACUGAUAGCCACUGACGUUCUUGGGAGGGGAAUGGAUUUUAAAGGAGUCAACGUCGUUAUUAAUUACGACUUUCCGACCUCUACAGCCAAUUAUAUUCAUCGCAUUGGUCGUACUGGACGGGCUGGACGGGCAGGCAAAGCCAUUACUUUCUUUACUAAUGAAGACUUUACCAACUUAAGAAGUAUUGUUAAUAUUAUUAAAGAAUCUGGUGGUGAAGUUCCUGAGUGGCUGCUGAAAUUUAAACGGCCAAAUGCAAAAAAAAGAAAACAGUUAGAAAAGAAACCCGUCGAUAGAGAAGACAUCUCGAUUAUUCCGAAUAAAAGAAAAAAAUAG